UGGAUAAGCGCACAUAUGCCAGCAUCCCACAUGCAUUUCAUACGCAGAUUUAUAGGAAAAAAUGUUCGUGCAACCGAGAAUAGAAUAGAUUUCGCCCAUGUGGUUUGCCUUCCUCCUCCGUCGGCGUAGGUACACCUAAGUAAGUGAGUGAGUGGAUUAGUUAAUGAAAAAUUGGACCAUUUUCUACUCCUGAGAAUCCGCUUAAACUUGUCGGAAAUCGGAUAAAUCCCACUUUUCAAAUGUGGACGGCUAGAAAUGUGGAAACAGGAUUGAAAUUAAGGGAACAAAGUUGUAAAAUUACAUAGUUGCAUUAAAAAACGUCGACAUUUUAAUUAAAUUCAUAGAAAAAAUUAAGGUUAUUGAUAAAUGUUUAAUUUAAAUUGAUAUUAAACUACUUGCGACAAAUCUAGGGUACAGAAGCAAUCUACAAUCUAUAACUUAUUACAAGACCCAACGUACCAAACGCCUACAUAUCUAAAGUGAAAUUCUAGUUUAAAGUUUACACUUCUCAAAAUCUAAAUUCCGUCUUCGAAAUUCUACAAUUGUAUUUUCUCCGGAAAACUCGUAAACUCGUAAAUUCGCGUAAAAAUUAAAUGUAAAAAUUAAAAGUCGUCAAAAUACACUCGUAAAAGAAAGUAUAUCUAUUUUAAUAAUAUCAAAAUUUGGAUUCACUAUCACCAAUAAGAAAAAUGAGUGAUGACGAGUGUGGCGACGACGUGGACUAUUUUAUCCAGCCCGAGAGAGAAGAAUCCAUUCGGGCCGAUUUGCUAAAUCAUAUCGAAAUUUUGAAAGAAAAAACCAUUAAUUUCGAAGAUCUCUUAAAUGAAUUGGUCCGUCAUGGAUGUCUCUCGUUUGAAGAAAAGUUUAAGAUUUUAAGUGGCAUUGUGGACGAGAACACGUCAAACAAGACGCUUGGAGAGAAGUGCAACGAGCUUUAUCAGACGUUGCUGGUCCGAAAGAAGGAUCAGAUCGGGUUGGGGAAGGUUUUGCAGGCGUGGGAGGUGACGGGAAAUUCCUACCUCGUCGGCCGAUUCGACACGCACUUCAGUCUGGAGGGAAGGGACUCGAAGUCACUCAAGUUCCACAAGUUGAAGGCCUUGCCGUCCUACAGGACCGAGUUCCUCACGCACCUCCACCUCAAACAGCUCACCUUGUCGCCCAAAGCCCUCCUUAAAUGCUUGAGGAAAAGCAGUCGCCUCGUCGACAUUCGGCUCGAGAGGAUCAAAGUCCCCUAUGGAGGAAGGUCAAGCGACGACCCCUCCUCGGAUUUCGACCAGCCCUUAAUCCUCCCCAACUUGAAGACCUUCUAUUUCGAAGAGGUCUCAAAAGCGGAGCCCUUCAAGUCCGUGAAAGACGUAAAUUUCUUUCUCGACGAGCUCAACCUUAAACCCAUGCUAUUUUUCGGACUGAACUCGAACAUGGCGUGGGACGCCGGGAUUCGGAUCGAGGUGAGGAUGCGGGGUGCAGUGCUGGUCAUGAUUGACCCUUCCACUGAGGAAGAAGAGGGGGAAGCAGGAGGAGGGCACUUCAUCUCCAUGUUGAGACGGAGGCCGGUCGAAUACGGGGGCUUCAUUAAUCCAAACAGGGUCGAAAAGGUCGCCUUGUACGAGUGCUAUCUUCCCAAAGCACCCUUCUGCGAGGCCUUAAAGGAACUCGUCAUCUUCAGGUGCAAAGUUUCCGCUUUUGACCCACUCCUCGCCCCCUGUCCAAACUUGACCAAGGUGACCUUGUACGGCGAAGCGGAAGCCAACAACACGGCACAACUUGACCUGAACUGUUUUUCUGCGUCAAAAUCGUCCCUUUCUUCCCUCACCUUGGGCUACACGUCCGUCUCGUUUUCCAACUUUUGGGACAACAACCUCGCCAUUGGCCUCACCCUUGACUCGCUCUGUUUGGAAGGCUGCCUCGUCAAGUUGGGCGGAUCCUCCGACGUUUCCAAAGUUUUCGAAAAAAUCGGGAAACUUUCUCUCCUCUCGGUCGGAGCCGGCACACUGGGAGACUUUGCCAAAAGUGGGGCUCAAAUUGGGGAGAUUUCCGUAGCUGAAUUUUCCUGGGAGGAUACAAACGUGACGAAGAAUAGUGACGACGAAGCGACGCCAUGUGAGGACGAGGAUGACACCGCAAAGAGGAUUCGUUACGAAGAAGUCGUCUCCUUUUUGGGGUCAGAGUUGAAACGAGGGAAAGAUUCUGGGUUUAAUUUGGAGAGGACAAUAAUUAGUGAAAGUGGCGAACUUGAGGGGGAAGAGGAGGAGGUUAAAAUGGGGUUGAAAGAUAAGUGGAUCGUGAAAAAAGUGAAGAUUGGUGACCCCGCCAAGAUAAGCUUCGACCUCGGCGGAUUUUCCAGUUUUGUGGGCGAAUCGGGGCGAAAAGGCUGGUUUGACUUGCCCUUUAAAAGUGGGGGUGGCGAUGGGGAGGGUGACGAGCCGAGAAAAGCAUUCAGAGCGAUGCAUGGAUAUUAGUGAGUAAUUCUGGGAUUAAGAAUGGUAUCAAAAAUCGUAAAUCCUUCACCAGUAAUUGUAUUAUUUUUACUGUAAAAUUUUAAAUUUCUUUACCGUGAAAGGAUUACAUAUUAAAUAAUAACAAAAUUGAUGGGAAAAACGUUGGUAAAAGUUUAAAAUAAAUUUUUGAA
Folsomia candida is the source of this 2629-nucleotide messenger RNA. RefSeq lists its product as uncharacterized. Bases 690 to 2459 code for a protein of 589 amino acids. The transcript is spliced from 5 exons. The record is from RefSeq and is a predicted model, not a curated record. NCBI's taxonomy places the organism in Eukaryota, Metazoa, Arthropoda, Collembola, Entomobryomorpha, Isotomidae.